Molecule: messenger RNA, 2544 nt
Organism: Varroa destructor (honeybee mite)
Lineage: Eukaryota; Metazoa; Arthropoda; Arachnida; Mesostigmata; Varroidae
Product: isochorismatase domain-containing protein 2-like
Source: RefSeq, a predicted model, not a curated record
UUCCCUGUUUAGCACUGUCCUUAACACGGUCAUCAAAUGACGGCUAGCUCCAGUAUUGCAAAAAACGAGCUUUUGUUAUUCGUCGGUCUUCUAUAUUGUUUCAAUUUGGAGAUCUAGUCUUAUAGUUGUUUUCGUAAUGCUAGAACCAUGCCGCUUAAGUUAUAAAAGCAUGCAACGUUAGAAAUCGUGAAACAUUUCUUACUUUUCCUGAUGUCGACAAUCAACGCGUUUCAGCAUAAUACUGACUGGGCUAUUUUUGGCACAGAGAUUCAGUGGUCAUGCGCUCGUCUAGACUGUUUUGCUUCCUUCACUUAUUUACCUACUCAUUCGUCAAGCAUGCUUUUUUGUUUAGGUGUUUUAUUUAUUCUAAUAUUGUGUAGAGUAGACGGGACAAUCUUUCCUUUAAUGUCGAUUUUGUAUAAAACAUUUGCGCAAUUAAACGACCUAAGAGCCCGUCGUGGAAAUGUCCACUAGGAACGCAUUUCGUCACUGCCGUAUUCUGUCGUUUUUUUCCCGCCGUUGGAAAGGAUGGUGAUACCCUCUGUGCAGUGUUGACGAACAGGCUCGUAUGAAAAGGACAGAAGGCACAGCAAUAUUUCUAAUGAUGGCAGCUGGCCUAAUGACCUUUGAGAGACAUUCCCAAAAUGACUACGUAUUGCCAAGCGACCGAGAAAUUAUUUGCGGUAUCUAGCUCGAAGUACCUUGGCUCAAGAAUUGAAACAAUUAACUAGCGAAAUGUACUUUGCGCAUAAUAUCAGUGAUACGUUGAUUCUAGAUGGCGCAGGUGACCAAAAUAAGCCAAGAGGUAUUUCUUGUUCAGAUUCUUGUUCUUGAUUGUAGAACAGAUUCAUUUAGGUCAUGAUAUCCCUUAUGUAUUGAAGAACUCAACUCGGAACAGGACUUUGGUAUGCACCAAACAAAUCCUUACGCGUCUCGAUCGUGUAUGUUUAAGUGAUUACGUACAGAGCAGACAAAAUCUUCUCAAAAAUUGAAAACUGACGCGACUGACACCUAUAUGCGGGUAGGGGAAAGAGGAAAAGUUAUUCAUCAACUAACAUUUAUCAACUAACAGCCUUGCAGAUUCGUAAAUGUUUUAUUUAGGGAACUGUUUUGAUCUGAUGCUGAUCGACUAAAUUACACAGUCACAAAAUGACCUCAAAGGAAUACAAGCUGUUUUUCAUAUCUCUUGUUCCAAAAAUUACUGCUAUCUAAUGAAUUGAACAGUAAGAUUUACUUAUAUAAGGUCCGACCUGUUCGUGCACAGUAUGUCAAGUACGUUGUCUCAACAGUACUUUGUUACUGAGUGUGUUAGUUAUGCAAAAGGAAGUCAAACUGACGUAUUUACACUGAGAAAUUGAAUAAAGCAUUUCUAAACGCUUAAAAAAUCUUAUUGAUAAGAAAACGGUACACAUGACUGCAGUGUUUUAUUCAGAUGCAGCAAAUUUAGGCUAAACAAGCCCAUACCCAGAACCAUCCUGACAUGGUAAGUAACAAUUAUUUUUUUUCUAUGAAAUUAUACUUUUGUAUAAAAACUUUAUUCGAUUCUGUAUUAAUAGAGAAUUGAUAUAUACGUACACACCUGGCGCGAUAUUAUAACAUUAAUAGUAGCACUGUUUCAGAUCAGUAAAACAUGCUCAUUGUCUUCUUAUGUUUUGUCAUUUAUUUAUCAAAUAUCAUUUAUUUAGGAACCCCGCCAACGGAACCUGUAAAUAUGGCUGGAACUCUUCGUAACGUAGGCCGUCUAGUUCCCAAUCGUUCAGCUCUUUUUCUGUGUGAUCUUCAGGAAAAGUUCAGACCGAUAGUCCAAUAUUUCCCUGAAAUAGUCGCCAUAUCCGGUCGAAUGCUGCACGCCGCUAAGGCGCUCAAUAUGCCCGUCAUUAUCACCGAACAAUAUCCGAAAGGUCUCGGCCGCACCGCUGCUGAAUUGGGCAUUGAUAAAUAUUUGGAUAUUAAGCCUGUCGAAAAAACUCAGUUCUCAAUGUGUACUCCAGAAAUCAUCGGAUUAAUGAAGUCAAAAUAUCCGGAUGUGGAUACGAUUAUUCUUUGCGGUAUUGAGGCUCAUGUCUGUGUUCAAAACACUGCCCUCAAUCUUCUGGAGAACAAUUUCAAUGUACAUCUCGUUGUUGAUGCGUGCUCUUCGAGGUCGCUUGUAGACAGAAUGUAUGCUUACGACCGAAUGAAGUCUUCGGGAGUGUUUUUGACGACAAGCGAAGCUGUCAUUUUGGGAUUACUUGGCGGAUCCUUACAUCCGAAAUUCAAAGAGAUUCAAGAGCUCAUCAUGAAGUCUGCGCCGGACACUGGCCUGCUCAGCAUGAGGUCUAGAAAUUGACUUUGACGAAGACUAUUACGGUUUUUGUGUACCUCAGGCACUACAGAUAAGCUGCAAACACCGUAGAUAGAGUCUGUGCAGCAAGAUAAAAAACGCAAUGAGUUAAAUCAAUUUGUAAAAGCUAUUUCGAACAAAUACGUAAAAAAAUAGUAAACAAAUACUUUACUGAAAAAAGCUCACUAAAUAAAAGAGAUUUUCCAGAAUCGUAUCUGCUC